CUGCGAAAAAAAGAAACAUCUUUACAUGUUUCUGUGUCAAUGGGCCAAGGCUAGCGGCGACCUUGUCUGCAGGUUGGUACCAAUAACCAUCCGUACGAAGAAUGGAGUCUUGAAUUCCUUGUUUUCAGGUCGCUGUCGAGUCGCCGUUUGUAUAUGUUUAUUUUUGUAUUCCUUUGUUUUUAGUACUGCGGUUCCAAGUGCCGUUGCCAUCUCAACAUUUGUUUAGUCAAAACUAAACUUCCUCGGCUAGGUAGCAGCUAAUGCUAGCCUGGACAUAACCGCCAGAUAGUGGUCCUUUUUUUUAUAGCUCAUUUGAGACUUUUUUUGCAAGCGAGUGCACAGCACAACUGUAGUUAGUGCAUCGGUAGCUAGGCGGGGAGAAGAAGCUACUUUUUAUACGAAACAUGUCGGGAGCUAACAGGGGUCAGAGCAGCGCGGCUAGCGAUUAUCACAACCAAGAAAACAUGCUGUCAAGACUGAGAGGUUCACUAAAACCACGACCUGCUGCAAACGAGAACCAAGAAAACCUCCCUCCAAAGCCAGCAGCCAACAGAACCGUCCUCGGAGCCCUCCCGAACAACCAGCGAAGCAAAAGCCAGAGUCAGCGCGGCACAAAGCAGGAAUCGUCACAGCCCUUGUCUUACAAACAUGACGAUUUUGGUAAAGGCUGUAAUGAGAAGCCAACCUUCCAGAUUCAUGUUGAUGAUCCCGAAGGUGCCUGCACAAAGAAACCACAACCUGUUAAAUCAAAGGCUGUCCCCGAAGAGUCUCCCCUAACCAUCAACAAUGCUGUGGCACGGCUCAGACCACCACUUGCUACCAUUGAUAUGCCACCGGUGAUGGAUGUUAGCUUUGACUCCCCCAUGGACAUGUCGGUGGUUGAAGGAGAGGAGAAACCAGUCGACGUAAAUGAGGUCCCAGAAUAUGCUGCUGAAAUUCACACAUAUCUGAGGCAGAUGGAGUUGAAAAACCGGCCCAAAGCAGGCUACAUGAAGAAACAACCAGACAUCACUAACAGCAUGCGGGCCAUCCUGGUGGACUGGCUGGUGGAGGUUGGAGAAGAGUACAAACUCCAGAAUGAGACUCUCUAUCUGGCUGUGAACUACAUUGACCGCUUUCUUUCAUCGAUGUCCGUCCUAAGAGGGAAGCUCCAGCUGGUUGGAACAGCUGCUAUGCUGCUAGCUUCGAAAUUUGAAGAAAUUUACCCCCCAGAGGUUGCAGAGUUUGUUUACAUCACAGAUGACACUUACACCAAGAAGCAAGUGUUAAAAAUGGAGCAUCUGGUGCUUAAAGUACUGUCCUUUGAUCUGGCAGCACCAACGAUUAAUCAGUUUCUUACCCAGUACGUCCUCAAUCAAUCUGUUAACAAGCAGGUUGAGAACCUGGCAAAGUACCUUGGGGAGCUCAGCCUGGUUGAUUCCGAUCCCUUCUUGAAGUAUCUGCCAUCUCAGACAGCUGCUGCAGCCUACAUCGUUGCCAACAACACAGUGACUGGGGGCUCGUGGCCAAAGUCACUGGUGGAGCUCUCUGGCUACACUUUAGAAGGACUAAUGCCAUGUGUGGAGGACCUACACAGAACGUACUUGAGUGCUGCUCAGCAUGCCCAGCAGUCUGUCCGGGAGAAGUACAAGGGCUCAAAGUACCAUGAAGUUUCAAACAUUGACGCUCCAACUAAAUUGCUGCUGAACUAACUCCCUUCCCCUUGUCUAUGUAGAGCUAUACCAAUUUUGUUUUUAAUAGUGUGCCACUAUUUCAUAACAUGGCCUGCUCUUCUUGGAGUAGUGCUAGCUGUUUAGAGUUUUUAUUGUAUUUUUAUACAAAAUUAAUGCCAGUUGUUGACAAAUCAAGCAGUUUUAAAAUUGUAACUUGAUCAGACAAAAUGUACAACUACUGCUCUUGGCUCAAGGAUGUUAGUGUCUGAAUGGGCACAAACCCAGAUGCCCUUUUACUUUAUCCAGGGUGUCACCUGUUCUAUAGCCUCAUGAAGAGCAUAUUAAAGUGUUUUGUCUGUCAAUGAGUCAGCUGUUUCAUUACAUCAGUGUAUGAGAAAUGUAAUUACAUUAAGAGCUUCAGGACAUAUGCUGCGUUGUAAACUAUGGCACUUGUAAAUAAAAGCUAUCAAAGUAAAA
Betta splendens (Siamese fighting fish) is the source of this 2129-nucleotide messenger RNA. It is a transcript of the gene ccna2, whose product is annotated as cyclin A2. Gene Ontology annotation, molecular function: cyclin-dependent protein serine/threonine kinase regulator activity. Gene Ontology annotation, cellular component: cytoplasm; nucleus; cyclin A2-CDK2 complex. The coding region runs from base 405 to 1691 and encodes 428 amino acids. The transcript has 8 exons. The record is from RefSeq and is a predicted model, not a curated record. Gene Ontology annotation, biological process: regulation of cyclin-dependent protein serine/threonine kinase activity; mitotic cell cycle phase transition. NCBI's taxonomy places the organism in Eukaryota, Metazoa, Chordata, Actinopteri, Anabantiformes, Osphronemidae.